Molecule: messenger RNA, 1893 nt
Organism: Aspergillus affinis
Lineage: Eukaryota; Fungi; Ascomycota; Eurotiomycetes; Eurotiales; Aspergillaceae
Product: alkyl/aryl-sulfatase
Exons: 1
Coding region: 1-1893 (630 amino acids)
Biological process (GO): dodecyl sulfate metabolic process
Molecular function (GO): protein dimerization activity; linear primary-alkylsulfatase activity
Source: RefSeq, a predicted model, not a curated record
AUGGCAGAAUCUAAGCCAGCUACCCAGUUCAUCAUCGAUCAACAGAAGAACGUCCGACAAAGUCUGCCCUUUGAUGACAGACGCGAUUUUGUGAACGCCGAGAAGGGCUUCAGAGGCCGCCAAGACCCGAACGUUGUCAAGAAUGACAACGAUGAGGUUGUCUGGGAUAACGACGCCUACGACUUCCUGAAAAACGAUUCCCCGGACACGGCCAAUCCGAGUCUGUGGCGCCAGUCGAAGCUUGCUCACCUAGACGGGCUUUAUCAUGUCACUGGCGGCAUCUACCAGGUGCGCGGGCUGGAUCUCUCCAACACAACCUUCAUCGAGGGCGACGAGGGCCUGAUCAUCAUUGACCCCCUCACCUCGGAGGAGACUGGUGCCGCGGCUCUCGCGCUCUAUCAGGCGCAUCGCGGCACGGACAGGGCCAUCAAGGCUAUCGUCUAUUCACACUCCCACGCUGACCACUUCGGUGGCGUGAAAGGCUUCAUCAAGGAAGAGGAUGUCGAGACCCAUGAUAUCAAGAUUCUCGCUCCCAAGGGCUUCCUCGAGCACGCUGUCUCCGAGAACGUCUUUACGGGGACUUCUAUGAGCCGACGCGCUGCGUACAUGUAUGGCGCCGCCCUCAAACAGGGACCGAGUGGUCAGAUCGGCGCGGGACUCGGGCAGACCCUCUCAACGGGUACAGUCACACUCAUCGCACCGAACGUGGAUAUCCGUCGCACGGGUGAGAAGCGAACCAUUGAUGGCGUCGAGAUGGUGUUUCAGAUGGCACCGGACACCGAGGCCCCUUCCGAGAUGCUCUUCUACUUCCCACAAUUCAAGGCGUUAUGUGCGGCCGAGGAUGCUACACAUACCUUCCACAACAUCCUCACGUUGCGUGGAGCUGUUGUGCGCGAUCCUCAUGCCUGGUCCAAAUAUUUGACCGAAACCAUCGACUUGUUCGGCGGCGAUGCUGAAGUUGUCUUUGCGUCCCACCACUGGCCAACUUGGGGCGCUGACAACGUCGUGCAAUUCCUCACCUCCCAGCGCGAUCUGUAUGCAUACGUACAUGACCAGACCCUCCGCCUUCUCAACCAGGGAUACAACGGCCCCGAGAUCGCGGAGAUGAUGACCCUGCCGCCCGCGCUCGAAAAGACCUGGAGUGCGCGCGGCUACUACGGCUCAUUGAGUCACAAUGUGAAGGCCAUAUACCAACGCUACUGCGGCUGGUUCGACGGCAACCCGGCCCAUUUAUGGGAGCACACUCCAGUCGAGAAGGCCAAGCGGUAUGUUGAGCUCACCGGUGGAGAGGAGCGAAUUGUCCGCAAGGGCCGCGAGGCAUUCGAUGCCGGCGACUUUCGCUGGGCCGCGGAGGUUCUAAACCAUGCUGUCUUCGCGAACCCGGAUAAUGAGAUAGCCCGAAAUCUGCUCGCCGAUGUCUAUGAGCAACUGGGCUAUGGCGCGGAGAACGGCACGUGGAGAAACUUCUUCAUCUCCGGAACAACGGAGCUGCGCGAUGGGAACUUCGGGACCCCGACGCAGUCGGCCUCGGCAGAUGUCGUGGGUCAGCUUACCCCCGAGAUGCUCUUCGAUUCCAUUGCUAUUCAGAUUAAUGGCCCGGAAGCCUGGGAUCAGAAACUGGCUAUCGACGUGGUCGUCACCGACGCCGGAGUCACCUAUCGUUUGUGGUUGUCGAACGGCGCGCUCAUUUACAGCACGACGCCACAGUCUGGCACCGUCGACGUGACCCUGAGAGGCACGACGAAGCAGCUGACUGCGCUGGCUGUUUAUGGACCUGAUCCGGAGGCUCUGGAGAAGGCUGGUAUUGAGAUUGACGGGGACACCGGGGCAUUGGACACGCUUUCAUCGCUGCUUGACCCGGGUGAUCCUAACUUCAAUAUCGUUACUCCGUAG